AUGUAUGAGGUCUACAACAGGCUGGAUGAAAUAUCAAAGAAGAAGUUGGAAAAUUACUGGAAAUCUGCAUCUGAUUCUGAUGAGGACGCUUUUUACCUACAAAAUAGGACAAUAUUGUACAAACAUAACAUUGAAAAACUGAUGGGAGAUGGUCCAAUAUCUGCACUAAUCAUCGAUGCUUAUGGAGAGGCACUUAAUGAUGAUGCGAAGCAGAACCCUCAGAAACAGAAAAAUGCAUAUUUGUCCGCCAAUAACUAUAUGUUUUUGCGAGGUGCCUCACACAAGCUGACAUAUCAUGCUUUCUAUAUGCCACUCCUAGAAAAUAUUGGAAGAGUUGAUAGAGUGGGGACAUCAGAACAAACUCUCCAAUAUUAUCACAAGAAGGCAAUUGUUUUGGUUGAGACAGCAAAUAUAUUCCUCUGUCUUAUUAAGGAAUGUGCUGCAAUAUCACUGAAAACAAAACUCGUCCAAAUUCCUGAUUUUGAUGCCAAGAAGUCGAGAGAGCUUAAUGAAGCUUCAGCUAGAAUGAUAACAAAAAUACUUGCCAGCAACGAACUUACACCAGAAUAUGCUCAGACAAUGAAGUAUCUGAUUUGUCAUGAUACUACUAACUUCAAGCUGACUGAGAACAGAGAAUGUCCCCAACAAGCAAACAAUUCGUAA
Molecule: messenger RNA, 663 nt
Organism: Prunus armeniaca (apricot)
Lineage: Eukaryota; Viridiplantae; Streptophyta; Magnoliopsida; Rosales; Rosaceae
Source: the annotation of a GenBank genome assembly